Messenger RNA from Pseudo-nitzschia multistriata, 845 nucleotides. NCBI's taxonomy places the organism in Eukaryota, Bacillariophyta, Bacillariophyceae, Bacillariales, Bacillariaceae. The record is from the annotation of a GenBank genome assembly.
CGAAAAGAUGAGCAAUAGAAGGAUUCACUACUUGUACUGCAUUCAGUUGAACUCGGCUUUCAAAGAAUGCUAUCUGGUACGAUACGAGCCCGGAGAAUAGAACACAACAAAAAUACAAUGACCAGGGGGGAAAUAGGAAAGGAAAGCACCAGUAGCAUCAUUCGUUGCCAUGGUUCGACGGCGAUGCUGAUAGCGCUUCUGCUGUCGUUGACAUCGGCAUGGACAUCGGAGGCAUUCGUUGCUGUGUUGAAAUCGCCGGCGGAAUCAAUGACCAUGUGUAGAACGAUAGGGGUAGCUGCGAUGAGAUGCUCGGGCUCGGGAAACAUCUCCCCCAUGCAAUCGGGGUUCUCGACAACUCUAUUCUCCUCCAACGAGGACGAAGACGAUGGAUGGGGAACGAGUCCAACAGAAACAGAAGGGUCAGGAACCACACCGUCGACGUCGCUCGAGACGGACCGGAAACUGAGCGAGCUCCGGUCUCUCCAAACGCAAGCGUCCAACAGAUCACAGGCAACCACCACGAAUUCUUCGUCUUCGGGAGAGGAGCCGGAACGAGACAUGUUCAUACCCAUCAUGGCCGUCGUUUCGUUGGCGGGAUUGUUUGGCGCCUACGGAUACGAAACGCUCCGCCUAGCAAGCCGUGGGGAGCUGUAUCUACCGUUUUGAUUUCAUUCUUCGGAGACGAUAGGCAAAGACGACGUCCAACCGACAAUUCCUGUGCACACACGGACACAAAGCGCGCGGGGGACCCGCAAAUCGAUUGAUUCCUAUGAAUGGGAAUGUGAAAACUAGACGUGACGACGACAAUAGUGUUGUUUCAUAAUGGCUACAUUUAAAACAUUUAC